AUGAAGGGGUUUCUCAUUUUUUCGAUUGUUCUCUUCUUGGUUUUUGUUGAUGGAGCUGUUUUGUUAAAAAGAGAUGGCAACGAGUUGAUCGGAAAUCAAUUUGGGGUUGCGGUCAGUUUAAUUUUAUCCAUAUUACUUUUUUUGACUACGGAAUUAAUUGAAGAAUCGAAGUAGUGUCUGUUUUUGUGACAGGAAGAUAAUUCAGUUCAGUGAUUAUUUUCAGUAGUCAAAAAUAUAUGUGCAGAGAAAUUGAAACGCAUGAUUUUUCAGAAGACAGUUUGCGAAUUUCUCGUAUCAGAACUAAAGGAUUAUGCCGAAUUAGACGAACCAGAAAUACAAAGAGAGGCGGAUAAAUUAGUUAAAGCAUUGCCUUCGGCUUUAUGUAAUUUUUACGGGGCUGUGAACUUCAAAAGUGGGAUUUAG
Messenger RNA from Caenorhabditis angaria, 423 nucleotides. NCBI's taxonomy places the organism in Eukaryota, Metazoa, Nematoda, Chromadorea, Rhabditida, Rhabditidae. The record is from the annotation of a GenBank genome assembly.